Messenger RNA from Saccostrea cuccullata (small rock oyster), 944 nucleotides. RefSeq lists its product as uncharacterized. The record is from RefSeq and is a predicted model, not a curated record. Bases 332 to 730 code for a protein of 132 amino acids. The transcript has 4 exons. Lineage: Eukaryota; Metazoa; Mollusca; Bivalvia; Ostreida; Ostreidae.
AGCAAUUUACCGAGCAUCCUUCGCGACUCUCGCGCACCAUUUCUAUAGAGCUGCGAGAUCGCGUUUCGCACCAGCCCUAAUGGUCACGAGCGGAAACAAGAGACCGUGUUUGUACUGGGAUGAUGCUCCGAUAAUCUUUUGUUAUAAGUUUUUGUGAUAUCAUAAUCUGUAAAUUUCCUCUAUGACGGACACAAGUCACAACUCUUAAACACGUCAGUUUUUUUCUCUUCAUUAUAACUCCUACUGUUUUCUGAUUGGUUAAGCGUCUAUAAAACUGUAAUUUCGUAUUGCGGACGUCCACUUUGAAUUUGAUCUCUAUCCAGUAUCCACUAUGAUGUGUUUUGCAAGUAGCGGCGUGUUGAGGCUGUUUGUGGUUGCCUUCUGGACGUUAACAAUAGUGUUCAAACAAACGCAGGGACUGUCUGCACUAGAAAAUCUCCUAGCAGAGGAAACUAAAGACGAUUAUUUGAGGGAUGUUGAAGCUGAUGAUUCGAUGCUAGAUCAGAGGACGCGGGAAGAAGAUUUAAGAAAGCUUAUUUUAAAGAAACUGCGAUUUCGAGAUCUCCAGAACGAUUCUACAUCAGAGAGUCUCAGCAGCUUAGUGAAGCGAGUUCCGGACUCCUAUCGAUUCGGGGAUUCUCUGGUGGACAAGGUGGCGGCGCUACUUCGCUUUAAAAUGCGUCCUACUAAAAGUCCUCAGGUCCGGAUGCCGAGUCUUCGAUUUGGCUGAGUAAAGAUUGGAGUAAAGCGUGGAGUAAAAUGUGAAGAACUGUCGGAUACUGAGCUGGAUAAACACCAUCUCUAAGAUGCAUAAAUAAAAGAUCAAUUUACCAUUCAUUUGUACAUUGAUGCAGCAACUUUAUUACAUGAACAAUUUACAACACCAUGAUAUUUCUUGUAAUAUUGUUUCUUAAAAUAUUGGAUAUAAAAUUUUGGUACUUAAA